Symbiodinium sp. CCMP2592 is the source of this 1521-nucleotide messenger RNA. Lineage: Eukaryota; Dinophyceae; Suessiales; Symbiodiniaceae. The record is from the annotation of a GenBank genome assembly.
AUGGAAAUGUUGGGAUCACUCGUGGAGCUUCACCACAAGACGACCUACACGAGCAAUUCGUUUGUCGAUGCUGAUACAGCCUACCUCAAAAAGUUCAGCCUCACACGGGAAUUCGGGCAUUACCAUGGUCUCAUCGACGAGACUUCGGACAACAGCCCGAAGGCAUGUAUUGGCCCAGACCGGGAGGGGUCCAGAGGAGCGAUGUCCAAGCUCGAGAUCAUCAAGCUGUGGUAUGGCCACACGCUGAUGCCAAUGCGACACAUGUACGCCUGGGCCGUUCCCUCGCUGAAGGCCUUGGAGAUGAUUCAGCGAACUGUUGAUCACAACGGCCUCCAGGGCGUGAUCGAAAUUGGAGCCGGAACCGGGUACUGGGCCAUGCAGCUUCAGCGCCGUGGAAUCGACGUCGUUGCCUUCGAUAGGGAUAUCGGGGGUUCUAACAGGUAUUCGACAUGUCCCUUUGUCAGCAAGCCAAUUCCCUUUCAUGACGUCUUCUGUGGUGGCCCCGAAGUCCUCCAACAUUGUGGGUACAAGUCCCGUGCCUUGUUUCUUUGCUAUCCCCACCCGGGGAACGAGAUGUGCAUGGAUGCCUUGAAGAAUUUUGAGGGCGAUUUCCUCGUGUACGUCGGAGCUCUUGACCGCUUCCACCCAGUGAGCGCGGAGCUCUUGGAGUGCAAGCGGCCGCCUCCGCCCAACGGGGUUGGAACGGGGCACCCAUCAUUCUUUAUGGAGCUGAGCAAGAAGUGGGAAGUCUUGGAUCAGACUGCACUCCCAUGCCACUUCUUUUGCCACGAUCAUCUUGUGGUGCUCCGUCGGUGUUCCCCGCGGCGGACCUCGUCGUCGCGGAAGCCAGAGUCAGAGGCCCACGAGAGACUGAUUCCCAAGUGGAGAGCGCUGUCUGCAGAAGACGCGGCAAAGCAUGUGCGCGAGGUCGAGUUGGAAAACUGGAAGCGGUUUGACACUGCAUGGCAGAAGUACGCAAGAGUGCAUGGCAUCGUGUCAAACCUUGAGAUUCCGUACGAUGCCAUUGCUGAAUCGGCUAUCGGGCUUGGCACCAGGGCGUUGGGGAUGUCCGAGUCUGAGCGCGAGCUUCAGCUCCAGCUGAAGGCUGAAUGCCAGAAUGCAGAUCCGAGCGCACCCUGGAAGGAGUGCCUUUCCCGGAUGAUUGCAAAGUGCCCAGAGGUCACAUCGGAGAAGUUCCAUGAACACUUGGUGAGUGUUUACCCGAACUUAACCAAGAAGGAAGUUAAGAACAUGCGAAAACGGUACUUCGGCUACCUCAUGGCGACACUCUAUGUGGCCGUGGUCAUCGGCUCCGUGUGGAACACCUUUGAGCUGAUCUUGAAGGAGCCACCCAAGGCUCUCGGUUUGGUCCGCCGAGAAGUACCGAGAGUGGCAAUCUACUUCAUCACCUUUGUCCUCGCGCGCGUGGGGAUCAGUCUGCCUAUCCUGCUCUUCUAUCCCGGAAUGCCUCUCCGCCUGCAGUUUUCUCUUUGGGAGUUGGAGCUUGUUUGGAGUGUUUGA